Messenger RNA from Trichomonas vaginalis G3, 669 nucleotides. RefSeq lists its product as uncharacterized. The transcript has a single exon. The record is from RefSeq and is a predicted model, not a curated record. NCBI's taxonomy places the organism in Eukaryota, Parabasalia, Trichomonadida, Trichomonadidae. Bases 1 to 669 code for a protein of 222 amino acids.
AUGUUUCUUGUACUUAAUGAACUCAAGAAUGUAGGUGAAGACAGACUCGCAAACUUCAACGCUUUGAAAUCAAUUAUUACGGAUAAUGAGAUAAGAAUUAAUGAAAAGAAUCAACCCAGAAGAACAGCACAGAACGUUGCAAACUUCAUUUUCGUAACUAAUAACGUUUACCCUGUCAAAAUUGAAGUUGGAGACAGAAGAUAUGUAGUUUUAAGGGUUAAUGGUAAAUUUAAGGGUCAAUUUGAUUACUUCAAGAAUUUAAUGGAUUCAUGCACAAAGGAAUUUUAUGAUAAUUUACUAACAUAUUUUAUCAAUUACGACCUUUCAUCAUUUAAUGUACGAAUUAUACCGAUGACUGAAGCCAAACAAGAUUUAAUAGAAUUAUCAACAAAUCCUUUAGAUGAAUGGAUAAAUACACAUUAUGAUGAAUUGUGUGCAGGUAUGACGUGUAAAAAUGCUCUAUUCUGCAAACCAUCAGACAUGAAAGACAAAAAUUUCCAAAUGAGCAUUAAGGAUAAAUGUGAUAGGAAACAUAGAAGAAUAGAUGGUAAACAGACAUGGUAUUAUGUUUUGAAAGAAGAAAUGAAAGGAUUAUAUAAACAAAUUGAACCAAACAAUAAUGAGGAUUCAUUUACUGACGAUGAAAUACCUGUAAAUGAGGCAGUAUAA